Vitrella brassicaformis is the source of this 2148-nucleotide messenger RNA. Lineage: Eukaryota; Vitrellaceae. The record is from the annotation of a GenBank genome assembly.
AGCACUGAUGAAUGUGUGCACUUGCGAUCGUCAGACAGGCGGCCACGCUCUUCUGUGUGUGUGUGUAGAUGGGCGCUCACAGUUCUCCGAACCAGUCGUCUUCGUCUGCGGCCUUGCUGCUCUGGUGGUGCUCGGCAGGGGCGGCCUUGGGCUGCUGCUGCUGGGGCGGCUUCAUCGGCACACUCGAUGCCUUGCGGCCGAUGUUGAAUCCGAGCGCCUUCAACCCACACACACAGACACAGACAGAGAUGACAUGAAAACAUGCCACUCCAUGUGUGUCGCACUGAUGUCUCCAUACCUUUGGUUUCUGCCGCGGCUCUGCUGGUCAGGUGGCUGGCUUGGCAGGUGGCUUGGCGACGGGAGUGGGCUCCUUCCGUGCCUGAUAUCAUGACACAACAACAGCAAGACGAUCCAUCUACCCACCCUCCUACCCACCCAGCCACUGUCCGUCUGUGUGUGGUAGACUGACUGGUCUGCAGGAGUGCUUUGAGUUUGGCGUUGCCUCGACUGGAUGCGGACGAGGCAACCGACUGGGGGCUGGUGUUGGGCUGUUUGGAGUUGGGGUUGGUUGGCGGCCGCAGUGGGAGCAGGCGGGUCUAUCCUGGGCAGUUCCCAGACGAGGGCAACGAUUCAGGUGUAGAAGACGCUACAUAUCAACAGGAGUGUCACAUGCAACCCACACAUGCACCCACCCAUCCAUGCCCUUCGGUCAUGCGUGUGUCUUUGUGUGUAGUCUCUGCACGUGCAGGCAAUCGCCGCCGAAGGCAAAGCAGCAAGAGAUGGACAUCUAUGCACCAAUGCAUCUCUAGCCGGGCGUCAUCCACCAGUGCACGUGAUGCAGACACACAGGCCUGCCUUUCUCUCGUCUCUCUAGUCGAGCCAUCCAGCCAGAUGCUCCUCGCUCUCCCUCUGCCGCUUGGUGCCCCUUCCCUGGGCUGCACACACGUCAGCUGCAUCCAGCUCCAUCCUCGCGGCUCUCACAAAGCCGAAGAACUGGUCCCUAGCAGCAACAUCAGCAGCAGCAGCAGCACCAGCAGCAGAGGUGCUAUCGUCGUCAGCCCAGCCGCCUCUUUCCUCUCCAUCAGGAGAGGCCGUCGAUGUGGGCGAGAGGUCCAGGGCGUCAGUGCUCGAAGGAUCUUGGCUCGAAGACCCCUCCGCUAAGGGCAGAAGGAGGCGGGUGCGUGGGGGCAUCGCUGCCGGCGCAGCAGGAAAGUUUCUCCGUUGAGAUUGAGGGAGGGCAAACGCCCACACAAAGAUAGCAAGCCACACAAGAAGCGCCUCAAUGGCCACAUGAAGGGCGGAGGAUAGAGGGAUCGUUGCUGCGGUAGGUGGCUCGCCGAGAAGGCAAAGUACUUGGGUGCUGACGCGCACCGUCGAAAAGCCCAAGCUGCAGACGAGGGCGAAAGGCAAAGAGAUCUCCCGACAGAACGGCACAACGGCCAACAGAGAAAAGCCGAAAGUGAGCCUCGCUAGCGUCUCUCUCAGUGGCUGCAGGUGCCCCUCAAAGCGACACGUCGACGAGGUAUCAGAGGAAAGCGAUGAGUUCCCAGCGGCUGCAGGGGCACCAGUGCCAUUGGAGAGAGAGGCAGAUCCUUGUUGAUGCGAUGAAUGCGAUGAAGAAGACGCGUUGGGUGAGGAGGGAAGAACAGACGGGGAACGUUGAGAUGGCAGCCCACGCUGGCGGAACAGCAGGAUCGUUGUGAGGAGGGACAUGACGAUUGGAAGAGGACGGAUGGGCGUGCCGACCAGCUCCAACAUGCCGAUGCGCCUCUCGCCGACCAGCAGGGCUGCAGGGAGGAAGCCAGGCCGACCUCCUGGGGCGCUUUCACCACUAAGAGCCUCGCUUGCAAUGGCCAAUGAUGGAUGCGAAGAGGGUGGGAGAUCUGGGCCCGAGAGCGAGGUCGGUGUGGAUGAGGCCGCCUGGCGGUGGGAACGUUGGGAGCGUUGCGUCGCAAGAGCCUCCUACCGCAUCAUGGUGGUGCUGGUGUGAUGGUUGAGAUGAGAGAUCUGAUGCAGCAGCUCGGGAGGUAGAUCCAGGGCGGCCUUGCCGAGGAAGCGUUGUUGGUCAGCGCCCUCCACGCUUGCCGCGAGCAAUGGAAUGCUCUUCUCUACUGCAGUGGUCCAAAUGCCGUGCGCGAGAGAAAUGGC